AUGUUCUGGGGUAAGGACAAAGGCGGUGGUGAUCAAGAUGGGGUCCCUCAUACUCGCGAUGAGCCUCGUCCCGAGGGCUUAAAGGAUCAGAUCCCUCGCCAGACACUUCCUCGCAAUCUGAAGCAACUCGUCGAUCGUGAAGACGACUACUACGACGAACUGUAUGCGCCAUACUCAAUUGAUUCAACACACACCCCGUACCGAUAUGCAGCCUACGCCAAUCGCAUCCGCACCAUUCUUUUGUCUGCCCACCGUUAUAUCGCUUAUACUUCCGACAUUGGCGAGUCAUUUCGUCCAGUCGCCCAUCCAUAUCUCGUCCGAAGCGCCUACGCUAUUUCGUGGACAUAUAUCCUUGGGGAUGUCGGCCAUGAAGGAUACAAAGCCUACUUACGCAACCGGCGACUUCUCAUCCCGCCGGGGGAGGCAUAUAAGGAUGCGACAGACCUCAAAACCAACGACGUUGUUCUAGGCAUGGCAACUGGAAACAUUGCUGGUCCUCUAACUUCUUCGGCACAAAAUGGGUCUGAUGCUGGUAGCAGCAGUACUAGUGAAAAGGCUGACCCAUUGGUCCCUUGGGCGACUACUCGAAUUCCAUUGAUUGACGAUUAUCGGAUGGUCAUGGUGAAGCGUGCCGUGUUUCAGAGUAUCGCAAGUAUGGGAUUACCUGCGUUCACCAUUCACUCAGUCGUACGAUACUCGGGUCGUGCUUUUAAGAAUUCGAAGAGCUCCCUUCUUCGCACCUGGGCUCCAAUUGGGUUGGGUCUGAGCGUCGUUCCCAUGUUACCUUCUCUUUUUGACGAACCCGUCGAGCAUGCCGUUGACUGGUCUUUCGAGACACUAUGCCGUUAUAUCGGAGGUGAACAGACCGUGCAGUCACCCCCUCCCGCGAGAGAAUUGCCAGCAGAGAAAACAACGCCGCUAAGCAAGAUUCUCGCAUUGCAAGAUCAAAAGAAGCGUCACGAGGACAGGAAAGGCGACAGUUCUUCCUGGGAAGAGUUCCAAGAAGAUCGCAAGCGUCAAAAGGAGGAGCGGAAGUCGGCCGGUGGUAGUGUUGGCUGGUUUGGCUUUGGUAAGAAAGAGAAAGAGGAGUGA
Messenger RNA from Talaromyces atroroseus, 1092 nucleotides. RefSeq lists its product as hypothetical. The transcript has 3 exons. Lineage: Eukaryota; Fungi; Ascomycota; Eurotiomycetes; Eurotiales; Trichocomaceae. The coding region runs from base 1 to 1092 and encodes 363 amino acids. Gene Ontology annotation, biological process: mitochondrial fission. The record is from RefSeq and is a predicted model, not a curated record. Gene Ontology annotation, cellular component: mitochondrion.